AUGAGCCUCCCACUCAGCGUCUUCUCGCCGCCGAUGACGCCGGACGUGGCGGACGAGGCGGAGCUGCGGGCGGCGUGCAGCGCGGUGACGGAGCGGAGCAGCGACUCGACGCUCAGGUUCGGGCCGGCGGGCGACGAGUGGGCGUACGACAGGCAGAGCAGGACGUACGACCUCACGCGCGGGGCCGGGCUCCCGGCGCCGAUCAGGGUGCGCACGACGCGGGGCCCGCCCGACACGCACAUCCUGAUGGCGCCGGCGUCGGCGGUGCUGGUGGUGGUGGACAUGCAGAACUACUUCCUGCACCCGUCGUGCCGGUCGCACCCGGGCGGGCUGGCGGCGGUGGGCCCGCUGCUGCGGGCGGUGGAGCGGUGCCGCGGGGCCGGGGUGCAGGUGGCGUGGCUGAACUGGGGGCUCACCGACGCCGACCUGGCGGCGAUGCCGGCCGGGGUGGCGCGCGGGUUCGCGCGGGCGGUGGUGGCCGGGGACGGGGACGCGGACGCGGGCGGGGCAGGGGCCGGGGCCGGGGCCGGGCUCGGGGCGGACCUGGGCGGCGGCAGGGGCAGGUGCCUCGUGGCCGGGGAGUGGAACGCCGAGAUCUACGAGCCGCUCCGGAGGGCGGUGGACGAGGCGGGCGACGUGCGCUGCGCCAAGAACCGCAUGAGCGGCCUGUGGAGCGAGGCCCAGCCGCUGUGGAGGUUCCUCAAGGACACGGGCAAGAAGACGCUCCUGUUCGCGGGCGUCAACACGGACCAGUGCGUGCUGGGGACGCUGACGGAUGCUUAUAAUGCCGGCUGGGACUGUGUCCUGCUCGAGGACGCCUGUGCCACCAGGACCGAGGGCGCCACCGAGGUCUGCCUGGCAAAUGUCGCCAACAAUUACGGUUUUGUCAUAGACUCGACGACAUUCACAGAAUCCGAAUCCGACUCCGGAUGA
Molecule: messenger RNA, 933 nt
Organism: Diaporthe batatas
Lineage: Eukaryota; Fungi; Ascomycota; Sordariomycetes; Diaporthales; Diaporthaceae
Exons: 2
Coding region: 1-933 (310 amino acids)
Source: RefSeq, a predicted model, not a curated record